Messenger RNA from Eruca vesicaria subsp. sativa (arugula), 1173 nucleotides. The record is from the annotation of a GenBank genome assembly. Lineage: Eukaryota; Viridiplantae; Streptophyta; Magnoliopsida; Brassicales; Brassicaceae.
CCCCCUAAAAAAGCAAAAUUGCGAGGAGAGGAAAAUGAACGGUCUUUCUCGUCAUCUUCGAGCUUCUUCACUUCCUUCGCUGAUCCGCGGCUAUGGUGGAAUCUAUAAGAUCUGUCGAUUUUCUUCUCAAUCAGAUGGCUUCUCUGGUGGGCGAUUCAGAGAGCAAGGACCAGUUCCUGGAGACUCUGAGAACAAGUCAGGCUUACCGGAUCCUAAUGCUUCGUCCACCAAAAGUUUCAGUGAAAUAAGAGCAGGCUUACUAAACACCGGAGGAAACAGCUCCUCCACCUUCAGUAGUUUCAGUGAAUUGAGAUCAGGCUUGUUAAACAAAGCAGGAAACAGUGCUUACUCUCCUAAUGCUCCUCCUACCUUCAAAAAUCCCUUGAGAUCACGCUUACCAAACACCUUACCUUCUCAAUCCGAAGGCUUACCAAGCACUGGAGGAAGCUCUGGAUUCUCUGCACCCACCUACCAAAGCUUCACUCAGUCUAACCUUCUCAAGGAUAACUUCCGGACCGGAGGGAUUUCCAAAGACCUGGAUUUUGUCAGAGGAGUAAUCGAAGAGGAUGAAGGACGUAGAGCCACAGGGCUCUUCUCUCACUUCCAUCGCCCAAACCUCGAGACCAACGCUGACAUCAUUCACAUCAAGCUGCUGCGUAACAACACCUUUGUCACGGUUACGGACUCCAAAGGGAACGUCAAAUGCAAGGCUACCUCUGGUAGUGUGCCUGAUCUGAAAGGUGGACGGAAGAUGACUAGUUACACAGCUGAUGCAACUGCUGAGAACAUUGGGAGGAGAGUUAAGGCUAUGGGUCUGAAAUCUGUGGUGGUUAAGGUGAAUGGGUUUACACAUUUCAAGAAGAAGAGAAACGCUAUUGUGGCGUUUAGAAGCGGUUACUCCAAUUCCAGGAACGAUCAGAAUCCUAUAGUGUACAUCGAGGACACGACUAGGAAAGCUCAUAAUGGUUGCAGGUUACCAAGGAAACGUCGUGUGUGAGGAAAAGAAAGAAAAAGGAAACGUGUUUGCAGAUUUGCUUUUGUUGUUCUUUUAGACAAACCAUUUCUUUUGCAAAUUGUCUCUUUAUUACUUUCUAGUCCUGAUGAAAAUCGGGUUUGAAUCAAAUCGAUUGUUUAAUAAACCGGGAAUUUGGUAACCGGAUCUGCAUUUUUCUG